UUUUUUUUUUUCUUUUCUGAUGGUACUAUAUAGUAUUUCCAUUAUUCAUGGACCAUUGUUUUCCCCAUUACGCCUUACUUAAUGGAAACUUGACGUUUUUUCCCUUUCUUCUCAUCUCUUUCCUGAUUCCAUUCAACCACUGAUCCCACCAUCACUGUCUCUUGAACAAACUCCCCCGACCCACGAAACUCAGGAGAUCCCUCUUUCUUCAAAUCAAAUCAAGUUCUCACCUCGUGAGCCGGUCAGUUAACAUCCACUUACCGAACGGAUCCUGUCACCAUCAAUAAUUUGCCCGCUUGGGGGGGGCGGCAGUCGUUCCAUCCGUAGCAUUCUGUGACUAACAGCUUCACUUUUUUUUUACCCACCACUUCUAUAGCCCCCCUCUACGUUUAAUCUUACCGGGAAAGUCUGUGUGGAAUCCGGGGAAGGAAAAGCUUUUUUUCUUUCUUUUUUCCCUUGCCUGACUUUCGGAAUUUUUUUUUUUUUUUUUCCUGUCUUCUUCCCUACGCCUGUUCCCUUUCCCCUCCCAUUGUACCAUCGGGGACUGUGCCCUACAAAGCUAUAUAGAGGCUUCCGCUAUCCACCAUGUCCUCCGCCGCAGGUCCUCCUGCGAUCCGCUCCAACAAGCCCCCCUCGAUUGCACUUUCAACUACUCGUGCUGGUGAUAUCUCUCCUUCCGACCUAUCUCGCUGUUCUUCACCUCACUCUUCCGUCUGUUCCUCGCCCGACGGUUCCAGAUCGACCAGUCGCCGCCGUCCGUCGGUUGGUUCGAUCAAAGAAGACGUUGACGGCAUUGCUCAGUCUUUCGUGGAUACGCAUAUCGACCAGCCUUCUCAAGAACAGCCUAAACCGACGCCCGUCGACAUGCAGUCAACCCCCGACUUCUGCUGCCCCUGUGGUGGCUUUCUAGGGUGGAAGCAAAUUAGGCUUGGUGGAAAGAGUCUCAGUAGGAGCUACAGCGAUUUGCGGGCUCUCGGUAAUAUGCAUGCCCGCGGCUGGGCCUGGGAAUCGCCUCCGCCGCCCGUGAAAAAUCCACCCCCUACUAAGACAUUGCAGGUGGAACAGCCGAAACCGACCGCUGGCUUGUCUCGUAUGGAGACCCUCCCUUCUGAAGUGCUCGACCAAAUCAUAUCAUACUUGGCGUUGGACGUGCCUCCCAACGGGUAUACGCCGCGAAAUGUAGACCUGAUUUCGUGCCUGCUUACCUCCCGGACGUUGCACGCGGCCACCCUAGGUGUGUUGUACAGGAACAUGACAUUCCCGCACUCCAUCAUCUUUUCGAAGGCGCUCAACCACAUGUCUCAUUAUCCGGCGCUGGGCACGCUGGUUCGUCGCCUCGACUUCUCCCAUUUUACCUCGGUGGGAUUGGGGCGCACCAAGCAGAUGAACGCCGAAAUCCAGAACCUGACCUCCAAGACGUUGCUGAAGUGUCUGGACCUGUUGCCCAACCUGAAGGAGUGCUUGCUGCAGGAGCACGUGGAGGGCGACCUGAGUGUGGAGGUUGUGCAGAAGUUAUUCACCGGCCUGCCUAACCUCUUUGCCGUCGACUUCUGUGGUUGCUCCACCCAGUCCUUCUCGGCGGUUUUCCAGGAGGCCUUGACGACGGGCCCUGGCCUGCCCUUGGCGUUGCCAAACCUGAGACGGGUCUCGCUGCAUGAAUGCAGUAGUCUCCCGGCCUCCGUUUUUGAGACCCUCCUGCCCCGCUUGGUUAAUUUGACUCACCUGGACGUUACUCACACUCAGAUUAGUGAGGCGGCCUUGUUCUCCAUUCCAAAAUCCGCGAGAAUCAGCCAUCUGAGUCUGUCCCGUUGUACCCGUCUGCAAGGAUCCAGGGUCGUGGAGUUCUUGGCCACCCAUCCGGCCGUGUGCGAUUCAUUGGUGUUCUUAAAUCUGCUGACGGACCCCACACGGCACCGGCUUUUGGAAGAAGACGACGUCCAUGCGCUACUCCCCACGCUACCCUCUUCUCUUCGCUCGCUCAACAUUGGAGGCGCCAAGGUUACCUCGGCCCAUGCCAAGGCGCUGUUUCCUUUGACCAAACACCUGGAGGAGCUUGGGCUGGGUUCGGCAGAACUAUCCGCCCAGGACUUGAACUCGUUCUUUACUCCCCCACAACGGUCCACCAUGGAUGUGGAUGGGUCAGCUGAGGCGAAAGAGGAGGAAUGGGUCCCGCCAACGCUCUGCUAUCUAGACCUCACCAAGGCUCCUCAGCUAUCGCUAGGGACUGUCUUCAAUCCUAGUUCGUGCUUGUUACUUUCGCAACAAAGCUAUCCGCUGCAGGUGAUCGAAUUCCACGAGAAAUUGAUUGCGCCUUUGCGCGAGAGAACGAAGAAUGCACGGGCCUCUCUUGGUUGGACCGUUCGUGAGCUCGGUCGGCGGGGAUGGUACGUCCGUGAUCCGGCUUCUAUGCCUCUCCAAGCGCCUGAUGACGGCUCUCGCCCCUGGAAAAUGGGUGCCAGAUGGUGGGGAAUGAGAAAGAUCCCCGUUGCCGUUGGGGACGUAGGCGGUAUCUACGGUCACUACAUGUUCAAAAAAUGAACACGGGUAGAGGACAGGAAAGCCUCAAAUUUUGUUUCUUGACUUCUAAUCUUCUCAUGGAAGGAAUGAUUAUACCCUACUUUUAUUACUUUUGUUGGUGGUUUGCUCGGUCCAUUUGUUUCUCUCCUAUCAUGGGCGCUUGUUUGGCUAUAUCCGGGCAGAUUGUACAAGGGAAGCAUGAGCGACAAAAAAGUCGGUGUAUUUGUUGUAUGCCUCACGAUUAGCUUUUGCUUGAAUUGUCUGCAUAGCGGGAUCGAUGCUGUUCAUUUUGAGCGUUAGGAUUUCGAGUGUGGUCUUGCUUUUGUGUGUUCUUCUGGUGUUGCGAUAUCCCCAUUCUUCAUGGUUUCUGCAUGGUUGUGUUUGGGUAUGACCUUUUUUUAUUUUGUUAUUGUGUUUCAUUUUUUUUCCUUUGUUUGGCGAG
Molecule: messenger RNA, 2959 nt
Organism: Aspergillus alliaceus
Lineage: Eukaryota; Fungi; Ascomycota; Eurotiomycetes; Eurotiales; Aspergillaceae
Product: Leucine Rich Repeat domain protein
Exons: 4
Coding region: 586-2538 (650 amino acids)
Source: RefSeq, a predicted model, not a curated record